AUGGUUCUGCGGCUGACACAAAAUGCAGCCUUGAGUCGUAUGAUCCUGUUGCGAGGAAGGAAGCCAGCCUUUCUCGAGUUCCGCUCCUCCAAAAUCUUCAUCGUCUUCGCGGUGUGCUGGUCUGUCUUCACAGACGUCUUUUUGUAUGGCGUUGUCGUGCCCGUCAUCCCUUUCGCCCUCCAGGAUCGCGUCCACAUCUCCCACGGCGACACUCAACAUUGGGUCUCGGUUCUGCUCUCGGUAUAUGCAGCUGGUCUCCUCUUUUUCGCCCCAAUAUGUGGUGUUCUAGCGGACUGGACCAGUCAUCGGCGAGGGCCAUUCCUGGCUGGGCUUGUCCUCCUCUCAGGCUCAACUCUCAUGCUUUGUUUUGGAAAGACGAUCCCAGUCUUGGUGGUAGGCAGACUGUUGCAAGGUAUCUCAGCGGCCGUGGUCUGGGUGGUCGCCUUGGCUCUCAUGGCGGAUACCGUCAGUGAGGCGGAGUCGGGGCAGGCCAUUGGUUAUGUCAGCCUUGCAAUGUCCAUGGGAGUCCUGGUGUCGCCGUUGAUUGGUGGUGUUGUAUACGAGAGAUCGGGAUACUACGCUGUGUUUGGCGUCACAUUUGGCGUGAUCGGCUUCGACAUCCUAUUACGACUGGCCUUAAUCGAGAAGAAGAUUGCGGCGAGGUGGCUGGAACCAGAGUCUACAACGGUCGACUCACCUUCGGCGGCACCGAUACCAGCUGAAGUUGAACUCGAGGAACGGAACGAGUCCACCGCUGUCAUGGAGAAGAACACGGCCAACGCAACUGCUGAGCCUCAGAACAUGCAACACAAACGAAAGCUCCCGUCUAUUUUGAUUCUCCUCAAGUCCCGCCGUAUCCUGGUGGCAUUCUGGGGAAACCUCGUGGGUGCCAUGACUUUUACAGCAGUCGACACGACGCUCCCGUUGUAUGUCAAUCAGAUAUUCGGCUGGAAUUCCCUGGGCGCUGGGCUCGUCUUCCUCGCUCUGGUCGCACCUGGCUUUGCAGGCCCAUGGAUCGGGCACCUGACUGACAAGUACGGACCGCGCUGGAUUGCAGCCUCGGGCCUGCUCAUGUCGGUACCAUUCUGGGUGCUGCUCCGGUUGGUCGACCACGACACUAUCGGCCAGGCAGUGUUGCUUUGCGCGCUCUUGGUGCUCCUCGGGGCGGCCACUUGUCUUCUACUGACUCCCUUGAUGGCAGAAUUCAGCAAGGUGUGCGACGCAAAGGUGAGGCAGGAACCCGACGUCUUCCGCGGAAAGUCGGCCUACGCCCAGAGCUACGGGAUUUUCAACGUUUCGUGGGCUGGAGGAAGUCUUCUCGGGCCGCUGGUGUCUGCUGCGGUCAAGAACGCUGCGGGCUGGAAGACCAUGACAUGGACGAUGGCGUUGUGGUGCGCCGUAGGCAUCUUACCUACCGUCUUGUAUUCCGGGGGCAUGAUCACAAAGACCAAGAGACCCACGAGUAUGGGGCGAGUGCAGGCCGAGGAGAACGUUUGA
This is a messenger RNA of Cladophialophora yegresii CBS 114405, 1497 nucleotides long. RefSeq lists its product as uncharacterized. NCBI's taxonomy places the organism in Eukaryota, Fungi, Ascomycota, Eurotiomycetes, Chaetothyriales, Herpotrichiellaceae. Gene Ontology annotation, molecular function: transmembrane transporter activity. The record is from RefSeq and is a predicted model, not a curated record. The transcript is spliced from 2 exons. Bases 1 to 1497 code for a protein of 498 amino acids. Gene Ontology annotation, biological process: transmembrane transport.